Messenger RNA from Capsaspora owczarzaki ATCC 30864, 1266 nucleotides. RefSeq names its product acyl-Coenzyme A dehydrogenase. NCBI's taxonomy places the organism in Eukaryota, Filasterea, Ministeriida, Capsasporidae. The record is from RefSeq and is a predicted model, not a curated record. Bases 1 to 1266 code for a protein of 421 amino acids. Gene Ontology annotation, molecular function: flavin adenine dinucleotide binding; acyl-CoA dehydrogenase activity. Gene Ontology annotation, cellular component: mitochondrion. The transcript has 7 exons.
AUGCUUUCCACUGUCGCGCGCCCAUUGCUUCGCGCCUCGCUCGCAUCCGUGCCUCGUCGCAUGCCAGUCGCAGCGGCCACGGCAGCCACUGCAUCUUACUCAACCAAGCCGCAGCCGCUGACCAUCCUGACCGAAGACGAGCAGAUGCUGGCCUCGACUGUGCCGCCUCACCAAAACACCCAUCUGCAACAACGACUGAUUCGAAAUGCGAUUGUUGUUGCAAAAUCAUCAUCAUCGACAGUUGCCCGCUUUGCGGAGGACAAGAUCCGACCUCGCGUGCGCCAGAUGGACGCGGUGGGCAAGAUUGACGCCGACAUCCUGAAGGGCCUGCACGAGCAAGGCCUGAUGGGUGUUGAAAUCCCGGCCGAGUAUGGCGGCACGAACGCCAGCUUUAUGAGCGCGUGCUUGGACUGGCCAAGGUCGAUCCGGGCAUCAAAGGACAAGUACCUGCCGCGACUUGCCACCGACAUGGUCGGAAGCUUCUGCCUGUCGGAGGCUGGCAGCGGAAGCGAUGCCUUUGCUCUGCAAACCAAGGCGGAAAAGAAGGGCGACGACUACAUCCUCAACGGCACCAAGAUGUGGAUUACCAACGCUGCCGAGGCCGGCGUUUUCCUGGUCAUGGCCAACGCCGACUUUUCCAAGGGCUACAAGGGCAUCACUUGCUUCAUCGUCGACCGCGACACCCCCGGCCUGGAGAUUGGCAAGAAGGAAGACAAGCUCGGCAUCCGCGCAUCGUCGACCUGCUCGGUCAACUUGACCGACGUGCGUGUUCCGGCAUCGAACAUUCUCGGCAAGUUCGGUCAGGGCUACAAGUACGCCAUCAGCAUGCUGAACGAGGGUCGCAUUGGCAUUGGCGCACAGAUGCUCGGCCUCGCCCAAGGUGUGUUUGACGUGACCAUGCCUUACCUGCAUCAGCGCAAGCAGUUCGGCACCAUCAUUGCCGAAUUCCAAGGCAUGCAGCACCAGAUUGCGCAAGUCGCCACUGAAAUCACGGCUGCUCGUCUGCUGGUCUACAACGCUGCGCGUCUGCAGGAGGCUGGCCGCCCGGUCGCUCAAGAAGCCGCGAUGGCCAAGCUGUAUGCCUCCCAGGUUGCUGAGACCAGCGCCUCCAAGUGCAUCGAGUGGCUUGGCGGUGUGGGUUUCACCAAGGACUUCCCUGCAGAGAAGUACUAUCGUGAUGUCAAGAUUGGCAAGAUCUACGAAGGUACCUCCAACAUUCAGCUGUCGACAAUCGCCAAGUCCAUUUCUGCGCAAUACCGCAGCUAA